Neoarthrinium moseri is the source of this 672-nucleotide messenger RNA. RefSeq lists its product as uncharacterized. The transcript has 3 exons. Lineage: Eukaryota; Fungi; Ascomycota; Sordariomycetes; Amphisphaeriales; Apiosporaceae. The record is from RefSeq and is a predicted model, not a curated record. The coding region runs from base 1 to 672 and encodes 223 amino acids.
AUGGAAAGGCGAGCCGUGAUUUGCUCCUCCUUACGCAAGCGACCUGAUUGGGCCUCAGUCGUGCCAGCGCUUCUGCAGAGCCCCAAUCCUCCCAGAUGGAAAGAAGCACGUCUCGAAACUCAUGAUCUGGCACUGCCACUGUCCUUACCUGGCCAGCCAUCUCAUCUCGCCUUUCGCGCCAUAUUCCUCGCGCCAUCUGACAUUGGGUCACAUGAAACACACAAGCGGACGGAGAGGUUAUUCAAUCUCAACGGCGGCCGGUACGUGGCCAUUGUUUUGCUCAUGAGGCAGAUGGAGGGUGUUCAAGAGAGCAAUUCAAGUGCCAUGAUGAGAUUGCAACUAGAACUCAUCGGUGGUCUGGAAAUGCCAAUAAUACCAGUUCCAACAGUUGAGAGUCUACCAACAGCCAUCAAGGCUUUCCAUUACCAACUUUCCACAAGUGCAGCGUCCCGCCAACUGGUGACACCAGCUCGCAGCCUUCUUCCUUACUGUUCUGACACCGGUAGUCUUCCAGAGCACGCAGUGAAUGUUAUAAGUGAUAUCACGGCAGGUUUCAAGGAUCUGGUUUCCAAAGCCACCACACCUGACGGAAAGCAGCUUCUGAAAGAUUACCUGGGAGAAGAUGCUGAUCGUGUCAUCAGAUUCUGGAAGGACGAGUAUCCCAUUGCGUAA